GUGCCAGUAAUUAGUAGUACUUGGCCGGCGUUGCGAUCAGUUGACCUGCGAACCUCAUACACCGCUCCCCAACCACCCUCCCGACCUCCUUCUCCAGCCUAACCAUGUGGCUGUGGCGAGGCGCUCAAUCAGCGGUCUUCUACUAUGCUACCUGUACGCCAUGUGCCGAAAAAGUCGAUCGCCGGAAACGUAUGAAAGAAGCUGAAGCGGCCCGAUCCCGUCGCGCGAAGGAGAAGCAUGACGAGAUAGUUGCCGACCAACCUCGACCAUUCCCUCAACCGACCGCAUUCAGUACCAACCCAGGAUGGGCGGAGGAGAUUGCUCUAGGUCCCGGUCCUCCGGCGAGAAGAGGUGGCAACCGCUCUGCGCAUCGUCGUACCGAUAGUUGGAAUACGGAUGGAAUCUCCACAAAUUCCUGUCGGGAUGUACGUGCUUCACAAAAGAAAGACAAGGGUAGCUUGAUGCAACCGAUAGAAGAUCGAUGGAAUCGAAUGCGAUACCAGCGCGAAGAUGAACCGUUGUGGGGGGAGGAAGUAGAGGUGAAGGGAUCUUCCGUUGGACUUUCGGGUAGCGGUAAAGCGAAUGCCAACGAACCCAGUAAAUAUUAUAUUGCUCGGGUUCCUCCAGUCAAUGAUCUUCAUCCUCCCAUUGUUAGUGGGCCCAAGAGUCGCGCGGAGACACGAUGGAUGUUACAACCAGUUCCUAGCGCUAGGGUGAUGGCCGGAAAAGAUCGUGUCGAUACCCCGACCCAGAAGAGUAGUCCCAGCGACACACGAAUCACUCGCGAGAAGAGUACCAACAAAAAUCCCGAACGAACCCACCUCCCUCCUUUACCCACUCAACAUGUCGAAAAAAAGUCAGCCCGAGCCCGUCCCCCCUUCGCCCACCUCGAUGAUGAUGAUGAUGACGACGACGAUGAUGACCCUCGACCUCUAAAGACACCUGAGCCCAUAGACAACCGCCAAUUCACGUCACCCUCCCCUGCGUACGGACGUGAUGAGUCUAAUUUUGUCAUAGCUUCGUCUCUGCGUUCACGGUCCGAUUCGUCCUCAUUGGCUUCGAUCGACUCCGACGACAUAGAAUCCCCGAGAGUCUCCAUACAAUCCCCGCAGACGCCAAUCUCUCGGCCCAUGUCCAAGGAAGCCGAUGAUGGUAGCAGACUGUUCCGGCCACAGGUGUCGAAGACGUUGUCGAGCUUGCAUCGGGACGUUAAGAAAGUUUCAUUAUUGCAUUUGGAGAUUUCCGAUCCCCAUGAGGAAGUCGGGUUUGGUGAUCUGGAGCAAAUACGGCCCUGGCGUUGGAGUAUGGAUAUCUAACGGGAGUGUUCGAUUCCUUGAGCAACCCUUUAAACCUCGAUUCUGUUUCCUGGAAUUCUGAUCUCAGACCUCUGAUA
Aspergillus alliaceus is the source of this 1393-nucleotide messenger RNA. RefSeq lists its product as uncharacterized. The transcript has a single exon. Bases 105 to 1316 code for a protein of 403 amino acids. The record is from RefSeq and is a predicted model, not a curated record. NCBI's taxonomy places the organism in Eukaryota, Fungi, Ascomycota, Eurotiomycetes, Eurotiales, Aspergillaceae.